AUGGAGAACUUCCGUAAGGUGCACUCAGAGGAGGCGCCGGUGGGGAGCGGGGACGAGGGAGGCGGCCCGGGCUCGGGCCCCUUCGCAGACCUGGCGCCGGGCGCCGUGCACAUGCGGGUCAAGGAGGGCAGUAAGAUCCGGAACCUGCUGGCCUUCGCCACCGCCAGCAUGGCGCAGCCAGCCACGCGCACCAUCGUCUUCAGCGGCUGCGGUCGGGCCACCACGAAGACCGUCACGUGCGCCGAGAUCCUCAAGCGCCGCCUGGCGGGUCUGCAUCAGGUCACGCGGCUGCGCUACCGGAGCGUGCGCGAAGUGUGGCAGAGCCUCCCUCCGGAGCCCACGCCAGGUCAGAAGCCUGGCGAGCCAGCCGCCAGUCUCAGUGUCCUUAAGAACGUGCCCAGCCUCGCCAUCCUACUUUCCAAGGAUUCACUGGAUCCGCGCCAACCCGGCUACCAGCCCCCGAGCCCCCAUCCUGGCCCCUCGUCCCAGCCAGCUGCGUCGACGUCCAAGAGGAGUCUAGGGGAACCCGCAGCUGGAGAAGGCUCCGCGAAGCGGUCACUACCUGAGCCAGGUGCUGCUGAAGAGGACCAGACUGCCUGA
Molecule: messenger RNA, 600 nt
Organism: Lipotes vexillifer (Yangtze River dolphin)
Lineage: Eukaryota; Metazoa; Chordata; Mammalia; Artiodactyla; Lipotidae
Gene: RPP25
Product: ribonuclease P/MRP subunit p25
Exons: 1
Coding region: 1-600 (199 amino acids)
Biological process (GO): tRNA 5'-leader removal
Cellular component (GO): ribonuclease MRP complex
Molecular function (GO): RNA binding
Source: RefSeq, a predicted model, not a curated record